AUGGAACAUUCUCAAUCCCAUCUCGAGCAGGGCGUGCCUCUGGGCCCGACAAUCGUCCCUCAGCCCAACGGACUUCCUCCUGAAGAAGACGAACGGGCUGCAAGAUUGUCUAGUUGGGCAGAUAAAUAUCGAGGCGCCACUGUAGCAGACCUGGACCUGCCCCCUGCACUGUCGACAUCUCCAAGCACGUCACUUGCCUCUGCCAUGCUCUCGGCUUCGUCCCAUGACUACUCGCACUUGACCGUCCUCUCCGACAAUACUCGCUCCCUUCUGGGUUACCUGCCGAUUUCUAAGCUGAAGCAACUCUUCGAGUCAGGACACCUGCAGCCUUCUGACCCAGUUUCAAAAGCCAUGGUGAAAUUCCAGCGAGGAGGCGGAAAGAAAUAUCAAGUUGUCACAAUGGAGACCGAGUUAUGGGAACUUGAAGGAUUUUUCGAGGAUAUCGGGCCGCUGGCGACAGGUGCUAAACAAGAUUUUGCUGUGGUGACGGAUGGGGGUAGAAAGUUCGUGCUGGGAGUCGUCACUAGGAGUGAUCUGGAAGAGUUUGUGAAGCGGAGGCCGGCUUGA
Molecule: messenger RNA, 567 nt
Organism: Fonsecaea nubica
Lineage: Eukaryota; Fungi; Ascomycota; Eurotiomycetes; Chaetothyriales; Herpotrichiellaceae
Exons: 1
Coding region: 1-567 (188 amino acids)
Source: RefSeq, a predicted model, not a curated record